AUGGUGGAUAACUCUGGAGGUCCUGGAGGAUCUAACUACCACAGGGUGGAUAACUCUAGAGAUCCAGGAGGAUCUAACUACCACAGGGUGGAUAACUCUGGAGGUCCUGGAGGAUCUAACUACCACAGGGUUAAUAACUCUGGAGGAUCUAACUACAACAGGGUGGAUAACUCUGGAGGAUCUAACUACCACAGGGUGGAUAACUCUGGAGGUCCUGGAGGAUCUAACUACCACAGGGUGGAUAACUCUGGAGGUCCAGGAGGAUCUAACUACCACAGGGUGGAUAACUCUGGAAGUCCUGGAGGAUCUAACUACCACAGGGUGGAUAACUCUGGAGGUCCUGGAGGAUAUAACUACCACAGGGUGGAUAACUCUGGAAGUCCUGGAGGAUCUAACUACCACAGGGUGGAUAACUCUGGAGGUCCUGGAGGAUCUAACUACCACAGGGUGGAUAACUCUAGAGAUCCUGGAGGAUCUAACUACCACAGGGUGGAUAACUCAGAGGUUCUAACUACCACAGGGUGGAUAACUCUGGAGGUCCUGGAGGAUCUAACUACCACAGGGGUGGAUAACUCUGGAGGUCCUGGAGGAUCUAACUACCACAGGGUGGAUAACUCUGGAGGUCCUGGGGGAUCUAACUACCACAGGGUGGAUAACUCUGGAAGUCCUGGAGGAUCUAACUACAACAGGGUGGAUAACUCUGGAGGUCCUGGAGGAUCUAACUACCACAGGGUGGAUAACUCUGGAAGUCCUGGAGGAUCUAACUACCACAGGGUGGAUAACUCUGGAGGUCCUGGAGGAUCUAACUACCACAGGGUGGAUAACUCUGGAGGUCCUGGGGGAUCUAACUACCACAGGGUGGAUAACUCUGGAAGUCCUGGAGGAUCUAACUACAACAGGGUGGAUAACUAUGGAGGUCCUGGAGGAUCUAACUACCACAGGGUGGAUAACUCUGGAAGUCCUGGAGGAUCUAACUACAACAGGGUGGAUAACUCUGGAGGUCCUGGGGGAUCUAACUACCACAUGGUGGAUAACUCUGGAGGUCCUGGAGGAUCUAACUACCACAUGGUGGAUAACUCUGGAGGUCCUGGAGCAUCUAACUACCACAUGGUGGAUAACUCUGGAGGUCCUGGAGGAUCUAACUACCACAUGGUGGAUAACUCUGGAGGUCCUGGAGGAUCUAACUACCACAUGGUGGAUAACUCUAGAGAUCCUGGAGCAUCUAACUACCACAUGGUGGAUAACUCUGGAGGUCCUGGAGGAUCUAACUACCCCAGGGUUAAUAACUCUGGAGGAUCUAACUACCACAGGGUUAAUAACUCUGGAGGAUCUAACUACCACAGGGUGGAUAACUCUGGAGGAUCUAACUACCACAGGGUUAAUAACUCUGGAGGAUCUAACUACCACAGGGUUAAUAACUCUGGAGGAUCUAACUACCACAGGGUGGAUAACUCUGGAGGAUCUAACUACCACAGGGUUAAUAACUCUGGAGGAUCUAACUACAACAGGGUUAAUAACUCUGGAGGAUCUAACUACCACAGGGUGGAUAACUCUGGAGGAUCUAACUACCACAGGGUGGAUAACUCUGGAGGAUCUAACUACCACAGGGCGGGUAACUCUGGAGGAUCUAACUACCACAGGGUGGAUAACUCUGGAGGAUCUAACUACCACAGGGUGGAUAACUCUGUGAAGGUCCUGGAGGAUCUAAAUUCAUCUUGGGUCUUCAAUCUAGAGCUGUGUUGGAACAAAAUGCCUGCACAUACUGCGGCACUCCAGGACCUGGGUUACAUAACUACAUGCUAA
Molecule: messenger RNA, 1803 nt
Organism: Oncorhynchus nerka (sockeye salmon)
Lineage: Eukaryota; Metazoa; Chordata; Actinopteri; Salmoniformes; Salmonidae
Exons: 2
Coding region: 1-1803 (600 amino acids)
Source: RefSeq, a predicted model, not a curated record